UAUCUCCGAAUGCACCGUGUCAGCCUGUGCAUAUUUUUAUGUUUGCAGUGCUGCAUGCAUGCUUGAGUGUGAGAGUGUGUGUGUAUGUGUAUGAAGGAUGCUAAAAUCUGGAGCUGUGAAGAAGGGGGAGGGGCAAGGAUGGGCAUGCUGAAGAAAUACAUGAAGAUAGAAAGAAAGAAGGAUACAUAGAAGAGAAGAGGAGGGGAGGAGGACAGUGAGGAAUGGACAGAUGUUGAGGAGAGAGUGAUAGUGAAAGGCACACUGAGGAGAGGUUGACGGAGAGAGUGAGGAGGAGGAGGAGGAGGAGGAGGAAGAGACGAUCUGCUGUGGGAAGCAGCAGCGUCGUUGAUUUUCGCAGGAAAAAAGGCAGCUGCCUUCUGUUGCCGUGACGAUGGGCUGCUGGCUCUCUGGACCAUGGAUGGGCGACCAAACGAUGAGUGGGAGGAGUUUUGCACACCUGAGCCAGAGGGAUGCUCUGCGAAUCCUGGCGGCCAGUCAACGUCCAAUCACCAUGCAGAUCAAGGGUCAGAGGGGGUGUGGCACUGAGGCAGACAGGGGAACCUGGGAACCCCUCCCCCUCAACCUGCAGCAUCUCAACCUGCCCCUCCCUGUCAUUGGGGCAGGACUUAACGCCUCCAGCCCCUCCUACCAGGACAGACAUUAUUACAGCCAUUUGUCUCUGCCACAAGAUCACUGUGAUGGAGCACGGUACAGCUACCUGUCCAGCUCUCCACGGGACACUGUGGACAUCGGUCACCAGGAUCCAGAACUGACCUGUCGUCGACCAAAGGGACAGAACUGCCUGAUGGGAUGUUGCAAUACCAACUUAGAAGAACCCAAUGGCUGCCACAGUCAGACUGAUGAUGAGGACUUCAUGCUGGAGAAGCCGCUGGGCUUCCUGCCCCUCCACCAUGAGUUGGACAGUGGUCUGGGCUGGACUGACGGCUCCCUCCACCAGGGGGACCUUUCUGGGCUGGAGACAGAGGAGGGAGGCCUAGAGGACUGUCACUCACAUGGGGCCCUUGCCCCAGGUGGUUGUGGGGGCUUUGGGGGUGGCGGCUCUCCUUCCUCAGAGUCCUUUAUCUCCUCGGAGCUCAGUGACUCUGGCUUCUACAGUGUUAGCACUGGGGAGUUCAGGCACUUCCAGAGGCUGCUGGAGAAGCGAAUGCGUCUGUACAACGCCAGGCUGCAACAUCAGGGUGAACCCUGUGAGAGGCGCGAGCGGCGUGACAGUUGCCCGAAGAGCCACCGUGAGCUGUUGGAGGCUAUCCCUGAGGCACUAACCAUGCAGCCCCAAUGUCAGCGACUGCAGCUUGGGAUGGAGGAGGACACUGGGCCAGUAAUGGACAUCCCACCACGUGGACUUUUCAGGGUUUCAUCGGUUCAAUUCCACAAAACUGACCGACCCUGUCUGAACCGUCACAGCUCUAGCAGUGGGGCCCUGUUCAAUCCUUCUCACGCCCAUGCUGCAGUCUCACGAAUGAUUGCCCCAGUCCUCUCCACUUGCAGCACCCCAUCCAGCCACAGGAGACCGCUGGUACCCAUGCAGCAGCACCACCAAGCCUCCAGUUCAGUGGGGAUGCUGAGGAGAAGCCGAACGCUGCACCACCGCCCUCCUCCACAGGAAUAUCGCCGCAGAGCCAGCCACCCAGCUUCCCCGUCCUACUGUGCAGCAACCCUGCACCACUGCGGAGGUGUCGCACCACAUAAUGUCCUGCCACCGGGUCUGCCAGAGGAAGGUGAGCUACUGGCCGGAGUGAUGUCUUCCCACCCAGCAGCCAUGGCUCUCUCACCCCAGCAACACCCCAGCUCUCUGGGGCACUUGAGGCCUGCCAACACUCAUGAGCGAUGCUACGACAACAACUCUAACAGCCAGAUCACUCCCCGUGACUGGUGGCACUCAGAGAGAACCUUGAUGCCUGAGCCGAUGAUGACAGAAAGGGACAGGGACAUUGAAAGGGAACUGGAGCAAAAAAGGCAAAUGCAAAAGGAGAAAGAGCUGGAGAGGGAGAGGGAGGCCCAGAUUAAGGAGGAGAUGGACAGAGAGAGGCAGCAGGAGCUGGAGAGGAGCAGAGCCAGAGAGCAGCAGCACCUCCAGAGUCUGGUCCACCCUCCUCAGGCUGGAGACGUCAACGACACCUGGCCGAAACCAGCUAGUCGACAGUCUCAGGGCGGUGGGGGAGGUAGAGGACUCUACAGCACCCUGGAGGGCCACACGGGCACUGGCGUUGGCACUGCUGCGGGAUGGGAUGCAAAGAAAGGACACAUGAAUCAGAGUUUAAGCCUGAAUCCCAAUUCUGGUCUGCAGCCAAAACCUAAUCCUAGCUCCAAACCCAACACAACCUCAAGGAUCUCAAGGAGCCAGCUCCUGAGAGACCGGGCAUCUCAGCUGGCAGAUGAACGGAGUGGGAUGAGCACUGAUGAAGAGACCAACACCGACAUGCUGAUGGGUCGGUACUGGAGUCGAACAGAGAGGAGGGAACACUUCCUGUUGGCCCGUGAGCAGAAACAGCAGCAGCUGCAGGCCAGAGGAAUACCUGUGCGAGAUGCUGUCAGCAGGGGAGGAGCCAUCACAGGAGGAGGAGGAGCCUCUCUUGGAGAUGGAGGUGUGCUGGACAGCAGAGGAGUUGGAGCUUUUGCAGAAGGACGAUGCAACACAGUGCUGGAGCUGAGUCAGAGGAAGUUGAGUCGUCUGAGGAACAGGAAGCUGUUGGAUGACUGGACAACAGUAGAGGAACUGCUGACUCAUGGGACCAGGUUGGACAACCAGGAGGACAUGCUGUGUCCCAGCUCCCUGCUGACGGUCACCACAGUCUAACUGCAUGGACACCACAUCUAACUGUAACUCUGUGUGUGAGUGUGUGAGUGUGUGAUGUUGUCGUUAAAAACAUGGCAUUUUUGUAAAUCCACAUGUUCUAGUCUUUUCAGAGUGAGAAGAGACAAUAGAUAUCAGUUUCAUCUCCAGGACAUGUUUAGCCUAGCUUAGCACAAAGACUGGGAGCAAAGGGAAACUAGCUUCACUCCAGCUUGCCUUCCAGCAACUCCAAAACUACUUUGGUAACUAACAAAAUACAACAUGGUUUAGCAAUUACCCUCUGCUCUCAGUCUUUGUGCUAAGCUAGGCUAAAUAUGCAAGACCCUGUUUUACAUAAACAUCUUAAUUAUGUUAUCCCGCUAGAUAAUCCUAAUAAUUCUCAUCUAGCCAACUUGAUUCUUUGAUUGCAGUUGGACUGAUUUGUUAAUCUGAGAUUAAGAAAUCUUAAAUAAACCCUACAAGGGUCUGGGUGACAUAAAUUUUGUCAUCAAAUUAACUUCUGCAUCUGCAGAGCUACAUGGUCUGAAAGGGUUGAAGUGAUGUGUGGAGCUCAGCACAGUGUGGAUUGUUUACCAUCCAAAAUGCUGUCUGUAUCCUUUAGUGCUGAAAAGUCCUCCGUCAUCAAUGUACGAAGCAUUGGGUCCUCUCCAUUUCUGUACUCGAAGGUCAAAGAUGAAACUGAUACCUAUCUUCUCAUAUUACUCUGUGGCAGACAAAGAACAAGAGUAUUUACAGAAAUGUCGGACUGUUCCUUUAAUGAAUGUGCGUGAGAGAGGGACCCUUACUGUCAUCGCUGUACAUCACCUCAACUGAUAGCUUUAUGUAUGGCUGUGUCACCACUGUACAGCACUCCUGACAAAAUGUGUGUGUCAGUGCAUGACGCUUGUAAUGACAAACAACUGAACAAGGUCAGAUGAGUGUGCAUCAUGUGUUUCAUGCAACAUCUUAUGCUACUUUUAUUUCACAGAAUCUUUUAACAAAAUUACAAAAAAUUUGGGUUUUGGACUCAUAUCCUCAAACAGACCAUGAGAGCAAUACUGUUCUGCGUGACGUACCUGGCUGUGCAACGAUAGAUCACAUACAACUGCUUCUACAUCAGGGCCACAGAACACAUCAACUGUAGCAAUGCAGACAAUGACAACUGAGAUUUGAUACCAAAUCCUGAAUGGUUUUUUAUAAAAACUCUGUUUACAAUUAAAAUAUCAAUCGGUGGGAGCUUUUGUAACUCAAGCGAUGACAAAAUGCGACCUGAUUCAUUUGCUUGUGCAACACUAGUCAAACUGUGAUGAUCAUGGAUAGGGAACAACGUGCCACAGAGGAUUUUACAACUUUAAUCUGUAAAAUCAGCUGCUGUAGGGUUUGGGGUGGAGUUUAUGGUGCAUUCAAGUAUUAUUUUUCAGACUGCCCUUACAUGCAGCAGAGUGUCGUUCAUGUCAGAAACUUGACUCAAGGUAGCUAGCCAAUGGUGCCAUUCUGAUGCUGACACCCUGUAGAAAUGCAGAACAUCAGCUCAGUCUGAAAGCACCAUAAUGUGUGAUAGUUCCACGGUAAUAAUAACAGGAGGUUUUCCCUAUUCUUACUGUUCUGCUGACAUGGCUUGAAUGCAGCAUAAGCUCUUUGGCCCUUCAUGGCUCAUAGCUCCCUGUUCCUGCUGGUGUCUUUACUGUUGGCAGGAUGUUUACAGAUCUACCUACCCAGGUAACAGCUCAUGCAUGUUUACUGAAAUCUGCAGUAAUGUGUUUGACCCUGCAGAGAUAAUUUAAAAAGAAAAGAAGAUACACCUCAAGUCAAUUUUUAUGUUAGGUUGUCCUGACUGCUGCAGCGUCUGUGCAGUCAGGACAGAUGGAGCUCAAGUCAGCGUUGUUGACAUUCCACCACAAGCUGGUACAGUGUGAGUACAUCUGAAAUCUACUGAUUCCAGGUCUGCAGUUCGGGAAAAUGUGCAAUAAUACCUCAAGCUAGUUUUAAUAUGACAGUGACAGCGUCGUGUUUCAAUUGAAUGCAGUGACUAAUUUUAAAUCAGACAGAUGCACAAAAGUGAUGAGUCACUACAAGUGCACAGAUAAUCCUAUAGUCUAAAAUGGCAAGAGCAAAAGUUAUGUAGAUAUUUACAUUAUUUCUUUACAUUGUUUUCCAUGAGAGGGACCUAAGAAAACAACUUUUUGCACAUCAUUUUUUAUACCUAAAGUUUUCCCUACCUUUCUGUACAAGGGACUGAGGCCAGUGGAAUGACUGUAGAUAGAACGACAGUGUGUGUUGAUGUUUUCUUUAUAAACUAUCGUGAUUUCUGAAGGAAAAAAAUCAGUUUAUUGUCAUUGUGUUGGACAUAUUUCAAUAUUUUUCCUGUGAUGGUUACAAAACCAAUGUGAAGAGUUUUUAUGAUCUUUAAAAUCUACUUAAUUUACUUAAAAGCUGGUGAAACUUUGAUUUACCAUUUUCAAAGAGUGGACACAAAAUGUGAAUAUUAUUGUAUCUUUAAAUGGCUAAAUUGAAUUUUACUGUUGUUUUGUGUCAUUAUGACAUGUACAUAUUGAUUUUGUCAAAAGGUGCAGAUGAGGUUGGAGUUAGUAACGGGACACGCUGAUGCCAUCAGACGCCUCCAGUGGUUUAUCAUGUGAUUCUGUAGGUUUAUAUCUGUGUUAUGGAGGCUGUAUAUACAGCACAGAGAUUAACAUUGUAGUAUUAGUAACACUCACAAUAUUGUCAAAAUUCAUGGAAAGUGGUUCAGUUUGUUCUGAAUGUUACAUAGGGCAUCCAUAAAUUAUGAGUAGGAUCACUGACACUCUCUUCUUGUCCUCUGUCUUCUCCAGAGUCAGAUGUUUCAGAUGGAUAUCAGUUUCAUCUCUAGAGGGUCCAGGACAGAGAUGGACAACUUUAGCAUCUUGCUUAGCGUACAUACUGGAAGCACAAGAAAAAAUCUUCCACCAACUCCAAAGCUUAGUUUCACACAUUAGCAUGCUAACGUAUGUGCAGAUAUACUGCUGAGGCUGAUUAGUCUCGGGAGUAUUGGCCAAAUCAAAUCAAAAUCAAUCAAAGUUCUGACCUGAUGAUUUUGUUUGAUGAGACAUCAGGGUAUCUUGAAAUGGUUAUCACUCAUGACUGCAUUAUGAAUAUUGGAACCAAAUUUUACGGAAACCCAUCCAAAGAUAUUGCCAUUUCUAGAGGCAAGAGUGACUAACAGGCUAGUCAUGCAAUGCAACACAAUUGGCCUUUUUCUUGGAGGACAUUUUGAUACGUCACAGUAGAAAAAGCACAGAAAUGGCUGAUUUUCACUUUGAUUUUAGGGUACUGUCAUUGUAUUAACUGUCAUACUGUUAUGGCCAACUGGGAUGCUUAAAUAGAACAGAGCCACUAUUAAAUGAUGACCAGUGCUUUCCUUACUAUGAUUAGUCCAAAUGUAAUUUCUGAAAAAGGCCUGUCGAAAGCCAAAGUGAAACCAGAACUCCAGGGUUCUAUUCCAUAAGAAAGAAAAUCUAAUUCAAAAUCACAGUGACAUUUGUAAUAAUGCAAAUGCAAUCCAGAACUACAAAACUGCAUUAGGGGUUGUUAGGAGCAGUUAAUUCAACAUUUGUUGACCAAGUAUGUUGACUUGAGAGCUGUUAAUUCUUUAAGUUGACUUACAACAACUUGUGCAGCUGCAAUUUCUUACCAUGUUCCCAUUUGUAUUCUCGUCCACAAAACUCUGAUUGGCUUGGCUCUUUUUUCAUUUAGGAGAACAGCACAACACCGGAAAUAUUUAAAUCAUUGUGGGCAGUGAGUCAGAGGUUGAACCAGGCUAAGCUGGGAAUAGUGUAAUGUAAGCACUAUCUCAAAUAUCCUGUCCUCUUAGUGGGGCUACCAGGCCUUCAGCAGUGGGGGUUUGUUUAAAUCUGACAGCAGUGGAGUUUCUGAAAGGUGGAGUUUUGUCUUUUGAUUGAGCUAGCUUAGCAGUUUCUCUGUGCUUCCAAUUGCACUGAGCUAAGCAUGUCCUGCACUAACCUUUGUAUUGGACAGUCAAAGAUGAAACUGAUAUCCAUCUUCUCAUCUGUCUUUGGAGAAGACGGGGAUCAUGAGGAUUUGCAGAAAUGUCAAACUCUUUUUAAAAACCGAAACUCAGAGAGAAAAGAGGUGGAAUCAAACCUCCACCUGGUUCGUUUCCACAUUUUCCCUCUCUCUCUCGGCUGUGACUCAAACAGUCUGAAUAAUGGAUGACGAAGAGAGAAUUUUUUUUCUUCCCACCCCCCUGCACCCUCCUUCACUCUCUUUGCUUACGUUACACAAGGACACAGAGAGCUGAAAAUAGCCCUGCUGUCCUCAUGUGAUGUGAAAUUAAAAGCACACUGGAGCGGAGACGCUUGCUGCUGGGGAACUCAACACUUGUUUUACUCCAUCUGACAAUCCCUCCAUCCAGCCUGCAACACCACCUCCAUCUGUCUGUGCAAGGGUACUUUUCACGACAGCAAGCUUUUUGAAAUAUGACGAUGUAUAUGUGAUUGUAAUAAAGAGAUUCUAAUUAGCUAUGA
Molecule: messenger RNA, 7317 nt
Organism: Lates calcarifer (barramundi perch)
Lineage: Eukaryota; Metazoa; Chordata; Actinopteri; Centropomidae
Exons: 6
Coding region: 392-2818 (808 amino acids)
Source: RefSeq, a predicted model, not a curated record